AUAAUUCUUUUGCCUGUACGAGCUAUUCGCAAGUCUUCGAUACUUUAUCUUGAACAGAGUCGACAUCUUCUUCGGGCGGCUUUCAGGGUCAUCUAAUUACGCUGCGCUUGAACGAUCAGGUGUUGCUCGCCAGCGAUCAACUUCUCACCUGUUCCGCCAUCGAAAGUCUUCUUACCUAUCACACCACCAUCGACAACGAUACCAUUGCAAUACGACCGGCAGCAUAGGUUCCACGUAUCGACCAGCUUGAUCCCCGCGACUGCCGCCUACUCCAUAUCUCCGACCCCAGUCUUCUCCAGUCAUGGCCUCGUCGGCCUUGACCUCCGCGAACAACACUUCGGCGUUUGGGGUGCGGUCGCUAUAUCGGUCGCUGUUGCGCCAGGGAAGUCAAUUUGCUAAUUAUAAUUUCCGGAUGUAUGCAAGACGGAGGACGAGAGAUGCUUUUCAUGAACAUCAGAAUGAGUCGGAUUCUAGGCGGAUACAGGAGUUGGUGCAGAAGGGUUUGAAGGAGUUGCAGAUGAUGAAGAGACAAACAGUGGUAUCACAAUUUUACCAGCUCGACAAGCUCGUGGUAGAAGGUGGCAAGACGGGCAAGCAGACAGGCGAUCAUGGUGGAAUCGUGCGACAGAAAGAUACUGGAUGGGAUUGAUAUGCCUCUCCUGCAUCUUCUUAUUGCGGCAUUCUGUACAGUAUCUGGAAGUAAUACCUAGAAGGACAGUCCCGUCGACAUUUGCACAGGCAGCUCUUUGUGGUACCAAUCAAUCUCUCUGCCCAAUAUCAUGUCUCUUGGUCUGCUGCUUUCCACUUCUCAUUCUAACUCCCAGUCCUUGUCUUGUUAUC
Exophiala viscosa is the source of this 840-nucleotide messenger RNA. Its product is annotated as putative iron-sulfur cluster biosynthesis protein Isd11. The record is from RefSeq and is a predicted model, not a curated record. Gene Ontology annotation, biological process: iron-sulfur cluster assembly. The transcript is spliced from 4 exons. NCBI's taxonomy places the organism in Eukaryota, Fungi, Ascomycota, Eurotiomycetes, Chaetothyriales, Herpotrichiellaceae. Gene Ontology annotation, cellular component: mitochondrion; L-cysteine desulfurase complex. The coding region runs from base 302 to 649 and encodes 115 amino acids.